Cryphonectria parasitica EP155 is the source of this 486-nucleotide messenger RNA. RefSeq lists its product as uncharacterized. The transcript has 2 exons. Bases 1 to 486 code for a protein of 161 amino acids. Lineage: Eukaryota; Fungi; Ascomycota; Sordariomycetes; Diaporthales; Cryphonectriaceae. The record is from RefSeq and is a predicted model, not a curated record.
AUGGCUAUGGACAAGGCAAGGAUGGAAGGAAGAGAGAAGGUGAAUCUUGAGAAGCGCAAGGACAACAUUUUUGAAGAAGAUACGGUUCCCUUUCUCUUACUGUCAUCAUCAUUGCUGGUUUUUAAGACCGUGAAGCUAGAAAAAGCCUUCAUUUCGAGCAGGCAUGGUCCACCUCACGUCGUAUCUGUGUACAUGCCAUAUCCUCGUAUUGGUAAGGUCGAGGAGGCUGAGUAUGGCUUGAGAAAAGCUGCAGAGCUUGACAUCAAGUCGGUCGAGUUCUCGCCCCCUCUGGCCCAUUGUUUCCAGGCACCAAUGCCUGCACAUGACAUUUCUCACCGGCUUACGCGGGCCUACAAGCGUAUUCAUGACGCGUCAGACGCAGUCAAUGUUGGGCGUCGGCUGUCCUCACAACAGAGGAAGCGUCAGAGGCCGUGGAAGCACAAAGCCUUACGUGUGAUUUCAGCCUUUGGUUGCAAACGGCUCUGA